This is a messenger RNA of Mesorhabditis belari, 777 nucleotides long. NCBI's taxonomy places the organism in Eukaryota, Metazoa, Nematoda, Chromadorea, Rhabditida, Rhabditidae. The record is from the annotation of a GenBank genome assembly.
AUGAAGGUAAAGCACAUCCAUUACUGGCCUGGCGAUAAUAUUUCUUUCACGUGCAAUGUUUGUCAACCAGAUUUUCAUUCAAAUAGGAAGAUCAAAAUGUGGGGUUGGGCCGCAUAUAUAUACGACUUUUUCGAUCAUUACCAGAAGAAUAAGAAGUUGCAACUCGCGGAUGUUGGCGUGCAAUUUUUACAACUCAACUCCGAGAUCAAUACAAGGCCAAACGAAUUCUAUGGAUCAGAGAAUUGUGAUCCGUCUUACAUGCCCGGAAAUCGAGAUCAGGCCACAGGGAACGGAUCUUUGCCCCAUAUCCGACGACAAACGUUUGAACAAAUUGGCAAUACGUUACACAUUCAUAAUUCUGAAGCAAGGGCGGCUGGUGUGUAUUUUUGCUAUGAUGAUACUGCGUUGCAUUUGGUCCGUUAUUUCUAUAUUCUUCACGCAAUGACGCCGAUCAAUCGAGUCAAUUGGAUGGAUGAUGUCAAUUUGAAGAAUCGUGUUCCACUGAGUCCGGAUAUGGGCAAAAUGGUCAGUGAAUCGCCUGACAAAAAGGCUUCAUUACCGCCUCCAUUUCAACGUAGCAAUGAUUGCGGGAAACCGAUUUAUAUGUACCCGGAUACUCAAUGGAAAUUCCACUGGCAUCCCAUCAUCUAUAAACGCGAAAAUGAGCCUAUCUUUGAUAGCGGUGAUCUUGAGUGCGAACAAUAUUUGAAACUUCACCCCCACACCGACGACUUAGUGAUACGAAAAGUGCCGGAGACGCCGAUACAUCUGCAUAAU